UCUGAAAUUCCAGGAAUUUACUGUCACAUUAGACUGGGUUGGAAACGAUUGCGACCACAAAACCACGGCUAUGACUAAUCAACCUACUAUAAAUCCAAAGUAUAAAAUUAUGGGUAUAAAAGAAAGUUGGAAA
Molecule: messenger RNA, 133 nt
Organism: Racocetra persica
Lineage: Eukaryota; Fungi; Glomeromycota; Glomeromycetes; Diversisporales; Gigasporaceae
Source: the annotation of a GenBank genome assembly